Leptomonas pyrrhocoris is the source of this 1644-nucleotide messenger RNA. RefSeq lists its product as hypothetical. NCBI's taxonomy places the organism in Eukaryota, Euglenozoa, Kinetoplastea, Trypanosomatida, Trypanosomatidae. The coding region runs from base 1 to 1644 and encodes 547 amino acids. The record is from RefSeq and is a predicted model, not a curated record. The transcript has a single exon.
AUGUUUCCUGUCGAUGCGCGGCAGGAGGCGGCGUUGACGGACCCGGUGUUUAUGCUGAAACUUUACAAGCGCGUUGCCUACGGACUUGUGCCGCGAGCAGAGCCGGGCCGCCCGCGCUCUCUCUUGCGCACCUUCCUCUCGGUCGACCGCCGCUGCGUCGCGUCGAAAGACGUACCGGUGGACCCGCGCGGCGUUGUCGCAGACGUGUCGCCGAUCUUCCCUCCCUCGAUGCUCGCGCACCAAGACGUCGGGCUUCUUUUGCACGUCUUACCGUUGGAAGAGCCCUCGGUAGGAACUUCAGACAGCGAACUUGACGGCGGCGUUCGCCUCGGUGAUGUGCUGCUCGCCCUGCGGUUACUCAUUCCUUUUCACACGAGACAGGUGUCCGAGAUCGUUGGCGCCGUGCGGGCGACGGUGGCGAAGAGCGACGUCAUGAGCCCCUUCGAGGAGCACGUGACGGAUCUGUUAGACUGGGAGAGCAACAAGCGACGGCAGUCCAUCGAGGCGCCGCCGCCGGCGCUGACGCAGCACGAGGCGGUCUGCUUUUUUGAGGAGGUGUGCGGUCUGAGCAGCUCGCAGUCGCAGGCGUUUCUCAAGUACGUACUGUGCCAACCCAGCGAGGAGGCGGACGCCGCAGCCGCUGGUGCGCCGGCGUACGACGUUCACCUGCUGCAUCAGCUGCUGUUCAGCGAGGAAGUUCCCGCCGUGGCCGAGUACCCGCUGCUCAUGGGGCGCUUUGCGGAGGCGUGCCUCGACAGCGGCGAGCCGGAGGUGCAGCCCACCGGCUCGUUGGCGCUGCACAGCAGUCUGACAUCCAUGGAGCUCACCUACCCAGCCUCUGCCCAACAAGCACCUUUAGACUUAGAUUUUGGUUCGUUGACGCGGGCGGCGCUGUCGCCACGGCAGUUCUUUUACCUGUGCACGAUAAUGCAGACCGGCUUUCAGCAGCGUGAGUCUGAUCAGCUCUUCUACUACCUUAAAAAGGAGCACCACUCUUCCGAGGGAGUGCUGGUGUCCGACUUGAUUGCCGCCUUUCGCCAGUACUUCCCGCCGGUCACCAUGUCAGUUCUGCAGCUCGUCCACGCGGCCACCGCCAGCCUGCUGCGUCGCGGCGCCCGCGACUCCCUCGUCUUUGUGAAUCUUUACACAUCGCUGGAAGAGUGGGGGGCAUCUCGUGUUCCCAUCCAAGCCUUCGUAGGCGCCUUCCGCAACGCAGGCGUGCCAGACGGGCUUACCGGUGUGCUCGACGUCGAGUUGGAGUGGCUGCGACUGAAGGCACCGACGCGGGUGGAUCUGCUGCUUAUGCUGUGCACUCCCGUCCCGGCGAGCCGCACUGCAGUCAUACAGAAGUUGUUUCAACGCCUCGACACAGCGAAUGAAGGGCGCAUCCACGGCGGCACGUAUCUGCAGCGGUUCCAGCCGGAGCGCAUUGAGGGGGCGCCGGUGCGCCGCCAGGUUGCGCAGUGGAAGAUGGCGCUGGAGGCGUACGUGGGUGAGCUGCACGAGGAGGCGCUCGAGUACGAGCUGUUUGCAUACUUCUGGUACAUGGUGUCGGCCGGGGUGGAUGACGAUCCGACUUUUACCUUGGCCAUCUGGCAAAGUUUUGGACUUGCCGACGACGGACCUCGGCGGCGGACGCGCUGA